AGACAUGCGCAAGGCUGACCUCUAAGCGCAAGUAACAUUUUUAGGUUAUGAUUAUUUAAUUUUCCCUUCUAAUGUAAAUUGAAAUUCUUAUCAGUUUUUGGAGGUCGUCUUGUCAUUUAUGUAAUAACAUUCAAGCAGGUACUUAGGGUUCUGAGAUCGUUUUUUAAAAUGGCACAUUUGGCAGCACAGAAAAAACCAAUAACUGAAAGCAGCCCAGCCACUUCAAAUGAUGGAGUUAAGGCGGUGCUUUUAGGGCCCCCUGGUUCAGGCAAAGGAACGAUGGCGGCUUGGUUGAAAGAUAAAUUUUGCGUUUGCCAUCUUUCAACAGGAGAUAUGUUACGAGCUGAAAUAUCUUCCGGAUCCGAAUUGGGAUCCAGGCUUAAAAAGGUCAUGGAUGAAGGAAAGUUGGUUAGCGACGAUUUGGUCGUUAAUAUGAUCGACAAGAAUCUGGAUAAGCCAGAAUGUAAAAAUGGAUUCCUCCUUGACGGAUUUCCUAGAACUGUGGUGCAAGCUGAAAAGCUUGAUAAUUUGUUGGAUAAAAGAAAUACGCAACUUGAUGCAGUUGUUGAAUUUGGAAUUGAGGACAGUCUAUUGUUUCGCCGAAUCACUGGGCGUCUGAUUCAUCCAGCAAGUGGCAGAUCAUAUCAUGAGGAGUUUGCACCACCAAAAAAACCCUUGACAGAUGAUAUAACUGGAGAACCUUUGAUCAAACGCUCUGAUGAUAAUGUAGAGGCUUUAAAGAAGAGAUUGGCAACAUAUCAUAACCAGACCAAACCUCUGGUGGAUUAUUAUCAAAUUAGAGGUAUUCAUUACCGCGUCGACGCUGCUCAAGCAGCCAAAGAUGUGUUUAAGAACAUAGACAAUAUUUUUAUAAAAAAAUCUGCAAAGAACGUAGCCUCGAGACUUUAAAAGAAGUUUAUUUUUAGAUUUUCCCAUCCUUAAAAACGUAUUUGCAUUUUUAGUUACUUUUUUGUUUAAAAUUCAAACAAAUAAAAUCGGUGUUAAGGCAUACCAAAUUGGAAACUUUUUGUGUGAUUCUGGUUUAAUUAAAAAUUGCAUUAAUGUGA
Messenger RNA from Dendroctonus ponderosae (mountain pine beetle), 1067 nucleotides. RefSeq names its product adenylate kinase (gene Ak2). Bases 169 to 909 code for a protein of 246 amino acids. NCBI's taxonomy places the organism in Eukaryota, Metazoa, Arthropoda, Insecta, Coleoptera, Curculionidae. Gene Ontology annotation, molecular function: AMP kinase activity; ATP binding. The transcript has 3 exons. The record is from RefSeq and is a predicted model, not a curated record. Gene Ontology annotation, cellular component: cytoplasm; mitochondrion. Gene Ontology annotation, biological process: ADP biosynthetic process.